Molecule: messenger RNA, 588 nt
Organism: Didymodactylos carnosus
Lineage: Eukaryota; Metazoa; Rotifera; Eurotatoria; Philodinida; Philodinidae
Source: the annotation of a GenBank genome assembly
AUGGCAACUAAUCGUAAGAUGUCAAAAUUUGUCCAUCAAAGUAGAAAAGAAUGCGAUCAAAAUGGCCAAAAAAUAGACGUAGCUGAUCACCAUAUUAUAUCAAAAGCUCAAAUUCGUGAAGGCAUGAAUAAAUACAUGGAAGAAAUUCCUGAUAAUAACGUCUUAAAACAGAAAAUUGAAGGUUACUUGAACGAUGAUAGAAAUAAUGCUGUCAAAACACUUAUAAUUAAUGAACUUCCAUGGGCAGAUAAAGAUCAAGCAGAAGUUCAAGACAGACAUUGUAAACUUUUGAUUCAAGGAUUUAUCUGGAAUCCAAAUAAUCUUGUUCCUGGUCCUACUAAAGAUCGUGGUCUCGAUCCAAAAUCUAAAAUCGAUAAAGAGCUGUUGAAAGAUUUACCACCUGAAUACACUACGCUAGCUAGCCGACCAUCAAAUAUGCUUGAUAAAUUAACCCAACUACGUUCGAAAGAUAUCGAAAAAGCUACUUGGGAAAAACGUGCGAAUGGCAAAUUUUACUUCAAACCAAAUUCGUCUGAUCCUUCAAAUGUUUAUGACUUUCCAUCCUACGACCAAUCAUCUAAAAGCUAA